Stegodyphus dumicola is the source of this 3371-nucleotide messenger RNA. Its product is annotated as nucleolar protein 11-like. Gene Ontology annotation, molecular function: RNA binding. Gene Ontology annotation, cellular component: nucleus; nucleolus. The record is from RefSeq and is a predicted model, not a curated record. Gene Ontology annotation, biological process: maturation of SSU-rRNA. Lineage: Eukaryota; Metazoa; Arthropoda; Arachnida; Araneae; Eresidae.
AUGAAAAACACUUUAAUUGAGUGGUCUGCUGCAGCUGAUACACUUCAAGGUGCUACAAAAACAGAGUUCCAGGAAAAUGUUUUCUGUUUACUUGAUGUGCCUGAACAGAAACCUGUCAUUCUUUUCAAUUCUGGAAAGUAUGUAUACUCCACUGUCAAUUCAGAACCUUCUGGAAGAACUCUUUUUGGUGAAGAGGCAGAAUUAAUGUGGGCAGAUGCUGCAACCUGUGAAUCAGAUUUAAAAAUUAUCUGCAUUAGCUAUAAAAAAAAGGUAAAGCAAUACAAAUUACAUUGCUUGUCACUUAGUAAAGAUGCCAUUAACUCUGCAAAUUAUUUACACCAAGUGCUUGCUCAUAAUACAGCUGAUCUGAAAAACUGGUGUCUAAAUAAAAUUAAUUCAAAUUUUUAUACAAUCUGGUCUGAUGGUGCAGUACUGAGCCAUAGAACAGAUAAUAAUGCAGAAACAACUCCUGUACUUUUAAUUCCUGAAGUAGAAGAAAAUACAUUAUUAGCCAUUGAUGUCAUAGAUUCAUCUCAUGUUGCUGUUGCAAAAGCUGGAUCCAAGAGUAAAGAAAUUUCCUUAGAAAUAUGGGAUUCAAAGUUUAGUACCUUAAAGGCUAGAAAAUUAUUGAAAGCAACUCAUUUUGAUUAUCCUCAGGUGUCAACAGUGAAUUCAACUGCAUUUCUACCAUCCAGUGAAGGCUUAGUAGCAGUUGCUUUUCAUGUUGAAAAAUCUACCUUAGCUUCUGUAGUAGGAAAAUCUAUUGCUGUUUCCCCAAAUACAAAAGAGUUUUCUUGGAAUGGAGGAAAGCUGAUGCCUGCUUCACAAAUAAGUGAAACUAACAAUGUUGAUAUUGUUUCUGAAGAAAGCUCUUCUGAGAAAACUGAGUUACUUGCAGUAAGGUUAUUGGAAAAUGGUUCUGGAUGCUUGAAAUUCAUACCUGAAUCAGAAUUAGUAAAGUUGCUGCUCUUAGCAAUAAGAUACAAAAGCAAAGAGAAAGGCAAAGAAAAGAUUGCAAAAUUUGAUUCUAGUGAUCUUUUAAGUAUUAUAUUUUCUGCAUCUUUUAGUGAUAUAUUUUUGAUGAAAUGUUUAAAGAAAUUGAAUCUGGAAGAAACAUUGAUCACUUUAGAAUUGCUUCUCUCCUUUUUGAAGGGUGCAGCUCAAGUCUCCAAAAGUUUCAGUGAUCUGCCAUCUGAUAUUCAGAUUUUCAACUGGAUUUGCUUAGUUAUACAGUCACACAUGGAAGCUUUGCUGUUUACAAAAGACAAGAAGACAGCAAAAUUAUUAAAGGAACUUGACAGUUGUUUGUCAGAAAAGAUGGAAGAAUACGAAGAUUUUGAGAAAAUACAGCAUUAUUUUUGCAUACUGAAAAAGAAGCAGAACAUAUUGCCAACUAAAUUUGCUACUGGAAAAUACUGUAUAGAAACAUUAGAUGUAUAAAUUAUAUUUUGUAAAUUAUUUUAUUAAAAAUAUUGUUUAAACAAUAUUUUUACAGUUGGUUGAAAAAGUCUCUAGGUAUUAAAGGGGAUAUUAUUUCGAAACAAUAAUUAAACAUUGUUAAAAUAUAUAAUGAAACCUCAAUUUCUUAUAUGUAUCUGCAUUUGAAGUUAUAAAAUAUAUUUGAAAUAGCUGGAAUUCAAAAUAUCCAUCUAUUUAAUUUGUAAAUCCAGUACUUUUUACAUUUGUUGGUCCUUGAAAAUGCUGUCUUUAAAUGUUAAAAAACCUAUUGUAGUGUCUUAUUGAAAUAUAACUGAUAAUUUUAUUAAAUUUUGAGAUUUCACAAAAUUGCUACAAAAACUGACAAGUACAUAAUUUUACAUCUAUUGGGUUGAUGCAAAAGUUCAUCCCAUUUUUUGGAGAUUCAAAUUAUAAAUGGAUUUGACACCGUAUAUAUAGGUAACAUGCUUGUAAGAGUAAGUAAUUCAGUAAAAAAAUUUCAAAUGGUUUAAAUUGACAAAAGAUGAACAAAGGUAAUAUUUCAACCCUAACAUUAUGAAACAUUCGUCAAGAGUACAGGUAGUAUGUGUUUAACGAUAGUACAUAUCGUCUUCUGAGCAGAUUCUGGAUCUAACCAUGUUGAACGCCUCCCAUGCAACUGUUGAGGAAUUAGUGAAAAUUAUAUCCAUACUCAGAACAGUUUAACGACAAAUGCACGUACUUGGGUUCAUAACAAGGCUGGAUCAGUGGGUUCUUUGAAAAGUGAAAGGGGGUAAAAACCAAUACCUGUCUUUCUUGUUCCAAAAAUGAACCAUUUUUUGAACGAAUUAUGAUGAGCGUUGAGAAAUUGAUACUUUAAGGUAAUGUCAGAUGUCAAAAGACUGCAUGUUAUGCAGCAGAGCCUACUUAUCCCUUGUCAAGAAAAGGACUACAUGUUGACAAGAUUAAGUGUAUGGGUAAAUAAUCUACCGAGAUUACCUCCCAUGUAACCGAAGUGAAUGCUGAUCGUUCUGCCAGCCGUUAUAAAAACUGAGGCAGAAACUUUUAUGCAAGUGACCAGCACUUGUCAAUCAUCUUUCAGCAUGAAAGUUCCAAACCUCAUUCAGCUUUUAAUCACAGAGAAAACUACUUGACUUUGGUUAAUAUGUUUUACCUUAUUCCCAGGCUUUGCUUCUUCGGGUUACCAUCUUUUUUGAAUGUUAGAAUUUAUUAACCUUUCAAACUUGAAUGAUGUGCAAGAUUUGAAAACAGCAUUAUAAGAUUUAGUUUAUUCUAAAUCAUAGGAUUUUUAUUGAGGAGGGUUAAUCUACUACAAAGCAAAUAGUGAGAGUUCGUACUAAAUAUUGGCAAUUACGUGAAUAUUUAUCUACACUUUCUUUUUUACCUAAAAAAGGGACGAAUUUAAAAUUCCAUGCAUUUUAUUGUUACUAUAGAUGCCAUUUUAAGUAAAAUAUUUAAAUUUAUAGAAAUAUGACAGAUUUUGUAAAGAAUAUUAUGUAGAGCAGUUUUUCUUUCAGAUUGCAUAAUUGAUUAUAGAAAAGCCUCCCAGGACUAUUUGACUUGCAAAAGAGAGAUUUAUUGAGUUAUUUUAUGAGUAUAAUUGACUCAGAUUCAUACUAUACUUAAGAAUAAUCUCAUUCACUUUCACUCAUUUUAUACUUGGGAAUAAUCUCAUGCUAAUGCAAACCCUGUCACAUAGCAGCUGACACUACAGCUAGAUAACAUGUGUAUAUUUUAUAUAAGUUAUAUUUUGCCAUUUUUGUAAAAAAUUUUGAAUGACAUUUAUGGAGAUUGUCCAUAUUUGACAUUUUUCUUCUUAGUAUUCAUUCAAUAACCUGUAAAAAAUACAUGUCACAUCGUUUACCCUUUUCAUGUAUUGCAGAUCCCCAAUCAUGUAAAUAAAGUAAAGGAAUAAAAUGAUUCUCUUUGUGAAA